AUGUUAAACCUACCGGAUGAUUUGUUGGAGGAGAUACUAUGUCGAGUCCCGGCCGCAUCUCUGAAACCUUUACUAUUUAGUUGCAAAGGAUGGAACCGUUUCCUCAACGACAAGAGAUUCGCAAGUAAGCACUUCGACAAAGCCCCAAAACAGUUUCUUGUUCUCAUGGCAAGGAAAUCUAGCAUGUGUUUUAACAAAAAAGACGAAAAAUCUAGCAUGUCUUUGUUGAGCGUCAGUCUCAAUGGAGAUCCAGCUAUAACUGAGCAUAGCGUAAUGAAUCCUAGUUUUGGGAUUUCUAAAGUCUUCCACUGCGACGGCUUAUUGUUAUGCACCAACAAAAAAAACACUAGAAUAGUGGUUUGGAACCCUUGUACUGGUCAAACAAGGCUGAUCCAACACCACUCCAGUAAUGAUGGCAUGAAAAGAGUCAUAUAUACACUUGGAUCUUACAAAGACAACAACUCCGGUAAUAAUAGCUACAAGAUAUUAAGGCACAAUGGUCAUGAUGAGUUCGAAAUCUAUGAGUUUAACACUAAUGCAUGGAGGGUUGUUGACGUCACUCCAGAGUGCCUCUUAAUAGAUUCUGGCGUGUCUUUGAAGGGAAAGACUUAUUGGAUUGCUUGGGAUAAGAUUCAGGGGAACCACGUACGUCUUGGUAAGUUUUGA
Microthlaspi erraticum is the source of this 666-nucleotide messenger RNA. NCBI's taxonomy places the organism in Eukaryota, Viridiplantae, Streptophyta, Magnoliopsida, Brassicales, Brassicaceae. The record is from the annotation of a GenBank genome assembly.